GUUACGUUCAUAAAGGAGACCCGGUUUUCAAAUCUCAGAGAUUCGAUUUAUCAAGGUGGCGCUAAUGCACACGCUUUUUAUUCAACGUCAUUAAAAACUAGUGAAGACAGAACAAAGGUUCCGUGCACAGACAUUGUUUCCCCCGGAAUACAUUUCCAUCGUACAGCAACAGGAAGUGGCGGCAGACAUCGGUGAUCAGAAGAAGAGGAAACAUUAUUUUUGUCUUUGUAACCCCACGAUGCUGUCACUCAAACUGAGCAUGACCUUUUUGUGGAGGAUCCAACAUGGCAGCUGUUGCUCCGCCCCUCACGUCCUGUCCCACAGUUUCCUUCACAGAGACAGACAGAGGAGGAAAGACAUCGGUCCAGUCAGAAGAGGGUUGAGUUUUUCAGCCGCUGCUGUUGUGAAUUCAGCUCCCAAGCACGUUCAGCCAUACCUGCGUCUGAUGAGACUGGACAAACCAAUAGGGACGUGGCUGCUCUACCUCCCGUGUACGUGGAGCAUAGCUCUGGCCUCUGACCCUGGCUCUCUGCCCGAUGUGGGUCUGCUGGUUCUGUUUGGAGCUGGUGCUGUUCUGAUGAGAGGAGCGGGCUGCACCAUCAACGACAUGUGGGACAAAGACUUUGACAAACAGGUGUCGAGGACGGCUUCACGACCCAUCGCCUCGGGGGAGGUUUCUCACACACAGGCGCUCGUCCUCCUGGGGGGACAACUGUCUCUCUCACUGGGGAUUCUGUUGUGUCUCAACUAUUACAGCAUUGCUCUGGGUGCAGCUUCGUUGUCUCUCGUCAUCACGUAUCCUCUGAUGAAGAGAUUCACUUACUGGCCUCAGCUUGUUCUUGGUCUCACAUUUAACUGGGGGGCACUGUUGGGCUGGUCUGCUGUGAUGGGCUCCUGUGAUUGGUCCAUAUGCCUCCCGCUGUAUUUCUCAGGAGUGAUGUGGACACUGAUAUAUGACACUAUAUAUGCACAUCAGGACAAGGACGACGACAUCAGAGUCGGCGUCAAAUCGACAGCGCUGAGGUUCCAGGAACAAACAAAGCAGUGGCUGAGCGGCUUCAUGGUGGCCAUGAUGUCGGGACUCGUCGUCACGGGAGUCAACGCUGAGCAGACUUUGCCGUAUUAUGCUGCUCUUUGUACUGUGGCUCUUCACCUGACUCACCAGAUCUACAGUGUCAACAUCAACAACACAGAAGACUGCUGGAAGAAAUUUGCCUCCAACAGAAAUCUCGGACUCUUGUUGUUUUUCGGAAUCAUUGGUGGAAAUCUGUGGAAAGAAAAAAAAAAAGACGUUGAGUCUUUGACAUGAGUGGAAACAUGUGUCCACAUUAACUGAGAUGGAAACAUUCCCCUCAUUCAUGACCUCAUACAACAAGUAAUUUUCAGCCAUCUAAAAAUUUACUAGUUCAUAUACAAGGCACAUUUGCACAUGUGUAGAGUUUAUAUUCUUCUGUUUAUGUUAGAACAACAUUCUGUUACAGCUGUAUCAUGGGAUGUAUAUGACACAUACUGCUACUUUUCUCCAGAUUAAAUCAUCAUAACGUGCCAAUAUACAUUAUGCUCAUCUUUGCAUAUACUUGGAAAAAUUUAAUGAUUUACAGAUGUUUUUUUAAAUACACAAAGUAUGGAUUUUACAACGAUCCUCAUGGCACUAAAGUUUUUCACCUGUUGAAAUACCUGUAAAGGUCUGGUGUGAACAAUACAACGCAUAAUUCCAAAUGCCAAAAGGUGAUUUUUGGCCCCAACCCUAUGGCUGAAGGGUUACUUUUGCUUUAAUUUACCACAAUUUGUGGUUGUGUUUACGAAAAAUCAAGUGUUCUACAUAUGAUAAAUGACUUUCUGAUCAAUCUGAAA
This is a messenger RNA of Solea solea (common sole), 1854 nucleotides long. It is a transcript of the gene coq2, whose product is annotated as coenzyme Q2 4-hydroxybenzoate polyprenyltransferase. NCBI's taxonomy places the organism in Eukaryota, Metazoa, Chordata, Actinopteri, Pleuronectiformes, Soleidae. The record is from RefSeq and is a predicted model, not a curated record. The coding region runs from base 239 to 1309 and encodes 356 amino acids. Gene Ontology annotation, biological process: ubiquinone biosynthetic process. The transcript has 8 exons. Gene Ontology annotation, cellular component: mitochondrial inner membrane.